This is a messenger RNA of Iphiclides podalirius (scarce swallowtail), 612 nucleotides long. Lineage: Eukaryota; Metazoa; Arthropoda; Insecta; Lepidoptera; Papilionidae. The record is from the annotation of a GenBank genome assembly.
AUGUUCAAGCUUCUCCUGUGCGUUGUGUUCGCCGUGGCAGCGGCCGAGCCUGAUGUGCUCCUCACUCCGGGCUACGCGCACACCUACCUGCAACCGGCGACCACAACAAUCACGAGACACGCCAGCACCGUCACCAACACCCCGUACUACUCCUACCCGUUCGGAAUCGAGCAUUUCAUCAAGAAGCGUUCCGCCGACUUGUACGGUAACUAUCUAACCGGCCAGUACUGGGAUGUCCCCUACUCGGUGCCCACCGUGUUCCGCAAUACGGCGUUCGUCCACAACCCAGUCCUGAGCACCGCUCAUUUGAUCAAGAAGCGCUCGCUCUUGGCUCCGUACAUCGCCUCUCCUUACACGUCGUACAUCGCUCCCGGCGCGAUCUCUUACUCCAGUGUGCUGCAUGACACUUCUUUGCCGUAUCUCUCGGCUUACUCUACCCCGCACUUCAUUAAGAAGCGCUCCGCUGUCUGGGCUGCCCCAUCCACGUACCUGGCCUCCUCUCCCCUGGCCUCGACCUACUGGGCCUCCUCUCCCCUGUCUUACUCCUCGGCUAUCUACCCCAGCACGCCUUACUGGUCUUCCUACACCGCUGGCAUCCCAUUCAUCAAGAAG